Molecule: messenger RNA, 2484 nt
Organism: Rhopilema esculentum
Lineage: Eukaryota; Metazoa; Cnidaria; Scyphozoa; Rhizostomeae; Rhizostomatidae
Product: DNA damage-regulated autophagy modulator protein 2
Source: RefSeq, a predicted model, not a curated record
AAACUGGGUGUUUGUCUAGUGUUAGCAUUUAGCAUGAUAAUUGAAAGCAAUGGCUGGAAAGCUCAGCUUUAAUGUAAACUUUUCCAACAUGGCUUAGUCAAUAUUUUAGAUCAUUGCAAUAUAAAUGACCAAACUGAAUUGUCUUUUUAAAAUGAAAUAAUCGACGACAACGAAUCUCAGGCGUUAUUCAUUUGGCAUAAAGACAGUAGCAAAAUGUAUAAAUGAUAAUUGUUCUCGUUGAUUAGUAGAAUCUUCAGUUGAAUAAAUCGAAAAGCGUUUUAAAUUGAGGUGAACUUGAGUGAAUUUUGAGGGCCUCUUUUGGACAGGGGGCCCUCAGUUAUCAAACUAAGAUGGUCUAAGUUGUGUUGAAUCACUGCAUCUAAUCACUGAUGCCGGACUUGGAGACUUUCUCUUUAAAAACGCGUAAAAUGAAGCUGCUUUGCCUUUUAAUUGAAGUAAUGAAUUGUAUAGUAGUAAACUAACUCUUUCUAAAAUUAAGUUCCGUAAAUGAUAAAAAAUUAGCGACAGCUUCAGCAUCAACAUGUUUUUUAUUGACCCUUGCUCUGUUGAACGAUCUUUUUUAGAUUGUGCAUUUAAUUGGCAAAUGUAAAAGAAUUGUCGAUGCAAUGUUUUAAACAUGUUUGAAGAACAGAAUCCAACUUUAUUAUUUAUGAUUGAGAUCGUGAUGCAUUGAUUUUGCACAGAUAUGCACAUCCGGGACAUUCAUCCGUAGAUAUGCACAUCCGGGACAUUCAUCCGUAGAUAUGCACAUCCCCCGGCAGGCAUCUUGUCAGUUCAUUAUCUUUGACUCGAUGGAACCGCGCUGUUCAAAAUGAAUGGGACUGCUUCAUUUAAAAUUCAAACAUGUUUUUUCCUUAUAUGCAAAUUGUAAAAAUACAAAAAAGGAGCAGGUUAUUAAUUUUUUAGAAUCAAAUUCUAGUAGACGAUGAGCCAUAACGGAAACUUGCGGCUUAGGUGUAUGUUCCAAAAUGUAAAUCAAAAUAACUAACUAUUCAAGCUUCCUAAGGAAUGGCCUUUUCAGUAGGCUUGGGAAUUUUGCCAGUAAUAUGGAGUAUUUUCACCCUAAGUGCCCCUAUUCUUGGGUACAGCGUGGCAGUCAGCAGUCAUCAUUUGUAUCCGUUCCUUCCAGCAAUAAGUGACACCGGAUCAAGAGAGCCAGAAGCUAACAUCUUUUCGAUGCUCAUGAAUUUGUCGGUCUUUUCUGGCAUCUUUAACAUAUACGUCCGCUUCUAUCAAUGUGAUCUACAGAUACAAUAUUGCAGGGACAUCAGAGAAACUCUUGUCCGCUUAAAUCGUACUGGAGUCGUUUUCGCAGUGAUAAGCAUCGUUGGUGCCAUAGUUGUCUCCAAUUUUCAUUCUCGUGCCGACCGUGCUCUUGUGUCAGUUCACGAUGCAGGUGCUGUUCUUCUUUUCACCUUCGGAGGCUUUUAUUUCUGGAUUCAGACCAUUCUUGGCUAUCUAAUGCGUCCAUAUGGAAUUUACUCUGGUUGCAUCUGCCACUUAAGGCUGAUAAUGACAACAACUAUCACUCUUUGCUCAAUCAUAUUUUUCACUGGUUCUGCCUAUGGGUACGAGCAGUUUGCAAAGCACAAUCACCACCACACAAUCAGUCAGUGGAUGCCGGCAGAUGGAGGAUAUGCGUUUCAUGUUGUUGGCAAUACAGCAGAAUGGUUGGCUCUUUUUUCCUUUGUUGGCAUGUCCUUGUCGUAUUACAGUGAGUUUGAAGGUGUCUCUAUCACUGUCACAUGCAGAGAAAAGCAGAUGAAUCCAGUAUCACCGGCUGAUGCGUUAAGCGAGUAUGCUCCUCUGCGCUUCAGUUUUGAAGACUGCACAGAGGGGGAUAGGGGCAGCAGAUGAACGUUGUUGAUGUUUAUAUUCAGUUUGGUGAAGGUUGCUAUGAUUUUACAAAUUGACUGUUCUCACUAAGAAGACAAUGUGGCUGUCUUUAAGCGCUGUCAGAGCGACUUUAAACGUUUCAAGUCACAUUCUAUUGAAUGUAAUGGUUUUGGCAAUUCAAACUGGCAUUAGACCAUAAUAACAAAUGGAACAAUAAUACGUAACAAAUUUUGCUUCAGUGUGGCGUUCUGAAACAUGUAAGAAUUAUAGUGUAGGGGCCACGUAAGAAGAGGCCAUAAGAUUUCUGGAAAUGAAUAUUCCAUAAAUUAAAGAUCUUCCGCGUACAGCAAAUCCUUUCUUUUCAAAACUUUUAUAGCAUUAAAUUCGACACUAACUUGCAUAAAAAACAUUAACAAGUGAAUUACUCUUGAAUUAUUUGGGCAAAUUAGACUUGUGCAAAAGAUACACUGAUUGUCUAAGCAGAUAUCUGAAGAAGACCUUUGAAAGAAAUACUGACAUCGCGCUGACAGUUGCACUGCAAAAAAAUAAAAAACGAAAUUAGGUGAAAUGACAGUUACUUAUAAACACAAACACUUCACAAACCUUUACUUCACAAACAACCCUUUU